GAAGGUGGCAUGGCUGCGCUGCAAUUGCAGGCUGUUAACGUGUUCGUGCUAGAUCGCGCGCAAUGCAGUGCGGCGUAUGGCGAUCGUUUCACAGCUGCUAUGCUGUGCGCCAGUGCGAAGGACGGUGGUAAGGACGCUUGCCAAAUGGAUGCGGGUGGUCCUUUAUUGGUGGAGAAUCAGUUGGCCGGCAUAAUUUCGUGGGCCAUUGGCUGUGCACGUCCCGAAAACCCAGGUGUUUACGUGAAUGUGUCGCAUGUGCGUCAGUGGAUCGAGUUAACUGUGGCUGCUAACUCGUUGUAUAAUUUUUAACGUGUGUCGGUGUAGUGUUAAAGUUAUAAAAUAAUUUUUAAUAAAGUUUUUGUUGACAUUUUUAUUUUGAAUGCAUUGUUCAGCAUGUCUAGUGAAAAAUAUAUAGUACGUAGAUAGAACUUGCUCAAAACGCAACCGUUUUUGAAUAGGAUGCUAUUUUUGGAUCAAACUUUAUCAAUGUUCGUCGUAGAGCGACCGAUAUUAGAAAGAUUUGUGAUAUGUACGUAUAUACAGAGUUCUUUCAAAACGACGCUACAAAAGUAGACCGAUAGGGGCAAGAAAUGAGGUCAUAUAUUUUCCAGCUCUUUUGACAUUUCUUUUUAGUAAGGUUUGGCAUUUCAUCAUGGAAAGCUAUACGAUCGAACAACGAGUCGAAAUUAUUAAAACAUUUUAUCGAAAUUCGGAGUCAGUAGUCUCAACUAUAAGAACGCUACGUCCAAUUUAUGGUCUUCUUAAUCAUCCUGUCAGAUCAACAACAAGCCAGUGACGGUUGAUGAACUUCUUACGAAUAUCGAACAUGAAAUUGCAGCAGUAUCGGCCGAUUUAUGCUUGAAAAUCGUCGAAAAUUGGGUUCAGCGUCUGGACUUCUGCAAGUGUGCCCGUGAGGGAUAUGCAAAAAUGAUGGUAUCGAAUGUACUUUGUUUUGGACCCAAUUGUUCGCAUCUUCUUUGUUAUUCGCAUUCGGAAUCCUUCUUCUCUUUCAUCUUGGCAUUCAAUUUGAUCGUUCUGCAAUUCAUUCAAAAUCGUCAUGAACCUAGAAAAGUUUUAAACGAAAAUGCGUUCUAAUUUUUAACUAACACUAUAUAUGCCUUAAAACAAAUUCUUAAUUGAAGUCAACGAAAUAUUUUAUGCGUCAACAUAAUAUUGUUCUCGACAACUGUUCAAAUAAAGUACUUAAACGAAAGAGAGAAUAUCGUCACAUUAAGCUAACUGCUUAUUUUUGGCAACCAAUAUAAAAAUUUGCUUUGAAGUUUCGGUAUCCUAAGCACAAUCCAUUUAGGCCGACUUUCUCUUAAAUAAAGUGUGAGUGUUUAUUAUUUUUCGGUAUUUAAUCGAAUAAGGUAGCAGUAAUGGGAUUAGGAAAGGGAACCUCAGAGCAAUUUUUGAGAUCGCAUUGAACUGGUUUCUAUUUUGAGAUCAACGACGCUUGUUGGAUAUUGGAUUUUACGGAUAUUAUAACUGAAAUCAGUUUCACAACGCAUUACGCUAAGGAAGAGGGAAUUGAAAAACAUAUACUCCAACAGGCGAAAGGUUCAAAGAGACUUUCAACAAAAUGAUAUAGAAACAGAUGAUCAGAUACUCUUUGAAGUCCAAACCUUAUUUUAAAAUCAUAUUUUAACCGGGCUUUCAUCUAUAAAAACUUAAAUCCGUUAUACCGCCGACUGACAAUACUUGUAGACGCUGAAAAUUUCUUGCAACGUUUCAUUGAGCUGGCUAAAAUCAGAUUCUUUCAGAAUUAGUAAUUGAACUACCGCCUACAGCUCGACUUCAUGGCACUAAAAAGCGUCUGCGAAUACUGCAGAACCUAUGAAAGGUAUACGAGUAUUUAUUUAUUUGGUUAGUAAACACUGUGCCACCUGUUUAACUUAUCAAUAAUAUCCGCUGUUAGGAUAGGUAAAUAAUAUUUCAAAGAGCUUUUUCUAUAAAUAUUAUAACAGCACCAGCACUUUUUGGCACAUUUUCCGUAUAACGGUUCGAUGAAAAGGGUCUAAUUUCUCUAGUGAAAAUGUUUAAAACCUUCAGCUGUCGUGUUUUAGUGCUUUUGAUCGCAUACCAAAUCAACAUAUCACAUGCCAUUGGAGUUAUUGGCGGUGUAAAGACAACUAUUACGGAUCAUCCAUAUGUGGUUUCUCUGCAAUUGGCCAACGGCACACAUGUUUGUGGUGGUGCUCUAAUCAAGAAGAAUAUUGUCGUCACAGCUGCACAAUGCUUCGUUUUUCAGGAUCCCGCCCAGCUUUACGUACGUCUUGGCACGGACAGUUAUGCUGCUGAUGGUGAACUUUUAUCAAUUAGUUCUUAUAUAAUCAAUGAGAAUUUCGAUUUUACCACCAUGGACAGUGAUGUGGCGGUAUUGAAGUUGGCGAAAAAUGUAGCGAAAUCAUCAGCGAAGCGUGAAAUAAAAGUGGCUGGAGAAAAACCGAAGACGGACAGAAGUGGCGUGGUAACCGGCUGGAGUCAAAGUCGACAAUUGGAAGAUGUGACCGUGCGCAUAAUUAAUGCAAAGAAAUGCAGAUCCGGCGAAUAUGUUUACAAUAAAGAUGAUAUAACGGAUAACAUGUUUUGCGCUCAGGCCUAUAAUAGAUUCGUCUGCGAUGGUGAACCUGGUAGUCCUUUGGUGUAUAAGAAGAAAUUGAUCGGUUUGGUAUCCUGGGGUUAUGGUUGUGGCAAUGUAGGCAACCCAGCCGUAUACACAAAUGUAAACAAGCUACGGAAAUGGAUCAAGAAGACUAUAAAAAAGUUGUAGGUUGCGAUUUUUCCUGAAUGCAGUGGGGUAAAAAAAAUCAGGAAAAAUUCCAAUAAAUGGGAAAAAUAUAUGUAUGUAAACAGAAUUAAAAAAAUAAAAUUGUUGAUAAUAAAAAGCUUAGUAAAUAGAGCGAUAUACAUACA
Messenger RNA from Bactrocera dorsalis (oriental fruit fly), 2916 nucleotides. RefSeq names its product trypsin. The record is from RefSeq and is a predicted model, not a curated record. Gene Ontology annotation, molecular function: serine-type endopeptidase activity. The transcript has a single exon. NCBI's taxonomy places the organism in Eukaryota, Metazoa, Arthropoda, Insecta, Diptera, Tephritidae. Gene Ontology annotation, biological process: proteolysis. Bases 2036 to 2773 code for a protein of 245 amino acids.